AUGUUUUCCUGUUGUUAUUGUCAACAACAAGAUGAUCAUUUUAUAAUUCGUACAAUUGAAAAAUUACCUGUACACACUGAAGUUAUUAAUUUAAGACGUUUAUUAUAUCCAAAAAAUUUUUCUGAUAAUAUGAAUGUUGAUUUUAGUCUUGUUAAACGUGAUGAAUUUCCUUAUAUGUAUUUUUUAAUAAAUCAUUCAUCACGUGGUAUCUUAACAAUACGUAAAGAAAUUGAUCGUGAUGAAUUAUGUCGUUUACGUCGUUGUCGUUGUGAUACAUGGUGUGAUUUAGAACUUGAAAUAAUAAUAAAUAGUGAAAAAUUUAAUAUUGAAUUAAUAACAAUACGUAUUAUUGAUCGUAAUGAUCAUAAACCAAUUUUUUUAAAUAAUUAUAUUAAUUUAACUAUUGUUGAAAAUGCACAAAUUGGUGCAAUGAUUAAAUUAGAAGCAGCUGUUGAUUAUGAUCAAGGACAAAAUAGUAUUAUUGGUUAUUCACUUUUAUCAUCACAAUCACUUCCAUUUUCUCUUCGUUAUAAUUUAAUACGUGGUGAUUUAUCACUUGUUGUUGAACAAAAACUUGAUCGAGAAUUGAUAUCAUCAUAUAAAUUUGAUAUAAUCGCUCAUGAUGGUGAUAAUCAAACAGGUAUAUUACAUGUUUUCGUUAUAAUUGAUGAUAUUAAUGAUUCACCACCAAAAUUUGAACAAAUAAUUUAUAUUAUACAUAAUAUAAGUGAAACAAUAUCAAUUGAUUCAAUUAUAUGUCGUGUACAUGCAACAGAUGAUGAUGACGGUGUUAAUGGAGAAAUAAAUUAUUAUUUAAUAAGUCAUGAUGAUUGUUUUCAAAUUGAUCAAAUAACAGGUGAUAUACGUCUUAAAUGUUUAUUAGAUUAUGAAACACAAACAAUGCAUCGAUUAGAAGUUGAAGCAAGAGAUAGAGGUGAAGGUUAUAAAACAGAUUUUUGCACAGUAUUAAUUCAUGUAUUAGAUGAAAAUGAUAAUGCUCCAAUAAUUGAUAUCUAUCCACAUAAUGUUGAACCUGAUACAAAUUCAGUAAAACUUUUUUUAAAUGAAUCAUCACCAAUAAAUUCUCUUAUAUUAUCAUUAUCAAUAAUUGAUCGUGAUUCUGGUGAUAAUGGACGUGUUACAUGGAAAUUUAAUCAUUCAUCAUUAAUACCAUUUGAAUUAAUUCGUUUAACUGAAAAUACAGGUGAAAUACGUACAAAAAAUUUUCUUGAUUAUGAAUAUAUAUCAGCAUAUAAUUUAACAAUUGAAGCAAAUGAUCAUGGACGACCAUUAUCAAAAUUAACAUAUUUAAAUAUAUAUAUUAAUAUUAUAGAUGAAAAUGAUAAUAGACCAAAAUUUGAAAAUAAUCAUAUGUUAGCAACUAUAAAUGAACAUGUUAAAAUAAAUAAUCCAUAUGGUUAUGAAAUAUUUCAUCUUCAUGCUCAGGAUUAUGAUCAAGAUCUUAAUGGAGAAAUAAUUUAUUCAAUAAUUAAUAAUAAUGAAAAAAUUUUUCAAAUUGAUUCAAAUACAGGUAUUAUUCGAGCUAUGAUAGAAUUUGAUCGAAAACGACAAGAUAAAUAUAUUAUACAAGUGGAAGCAAGAGAUAGAGGUACACCAUCAUUAUCAUCUCGAGGAACAAUAACAUUUACAGUUAUUAGUCAAAAUAAAUAUUCUCCAAUAUGUAAUGUUAAUAAUAAUAAAAAUGUAUCAUGGUCAAUUAUGGAAAAUAGUGCAUAUGGAACAAUUAUUGGUAUAAUAUCAUGUUAUGAUGAUGAUAAAGAUGAACCAAAUGGGCAAAUGAGUAUUUAUUCUCAUUGGUUUCCAGAUGAAAAAAUUGAUUAUGAAAAUAAAUAUAUAAUUCCAUUUGAAAUAAUAACAAAAAAAAGUAACACCUCUGAAUCAACAGUAUUUAUCAUUCUAUCUGUAAAUGGUUCAAUUGAUCGUGAAAUUAUGUCAUUUUAUAAAUUAUUUCUUACUAUAUUCGAUCAUGGAAAUCCUCCACAAUCAAUAAAUAUUUCAAUAUCAAUUGAAAUUCUUGAUGAAAAUGAUCAUUGUCCACAGUUAAAUAUUGAAUCACCAUUUAUAAUGAUUAAUCGUGAUAUAACAAGAAAAUUUUUUUUAUUUAAUUUAAUUGCAUUUGAUAAUGAUACUAAUUUAAAUGGUAAUAUUACAUUUGAAUUAUCACCAUUAACAUCACCAUUAUUUAUUAAUUUAUAUUCUAAUGGUACAUUAAUUGUUCAAACAGAUUCAAAUUUAAUUAUAGAUGAUUCAUUAAUAUUAUUACAUGUACAAAUACGUGAUCAUGGUCACCCAACACCAUGUCUUAUUGUUGAAACAUUACGUUUAUUUAUUGGUUCAAAUCAAACUAAUUGGUCAAAUAUUGUUAAAAAUAAUAAUUAUGAUGAUAGAUCAUUAAAUCUUGAUAAUGAAGGAUUUCAGCAAGGUAAACGUAUGGCUCAUGCAUAUUCAAUUUCAUCAUCAUCAAUAUCUUCUCCUCUUUUUCAAUAUACAUCAAUACCUUUAUUAUCUACACGUAAACAUAUAUUUGUAGUAUUUAUUGGUUCAUCAAUACUUAUGUUUAUUGUUAUAUUAACAAUGGUUUUAUGUUUUAUUGAUUGUAUACAUAAAAGUAAUAAACAAAAAAGUCAUAAGUUAUCAAUGAUUAAAACAAAUGGUAUUAAUAAUCAUAGUUCAAUUCCUUUAACAAAAGAUAAUUCAUCAAUAGAUCAUUAUAAAAAUUUAAUAUCAACAACAAAAACCAAACCAAUUAUUGCUGUUUCAUCAUCAAAUUCUCAUUCAUCAUCAUCUAUUGAUUCAACAACACGUGCUAAUACAGCUCAUAAUCGUGCAAUUGCAAAUACAUAUACAUAUGUAGCACUUAGUACAAGUGAUGAUUUAAUGCCAACUGACUUUGAUGAUAAUAUAAACAGUAAUUUUGAUAAUAAGGGAAUUCAAUUAAUGAUGACGACUGUUUAA
This is a messenger RNA of Rotaria sordida, 2976 nucleotides long. The record is from the annotation of a GenBank genome assembly. NCBI's taxonomy places the organism in Eukaryota, Metazoa, Rotifera, Eurotatoria, Philodinida, Philodinidae.